Clarias gariepinus (North African catfish) is the source of this 1466-nucleotide messenger RNA. Its product is annotated as natterin-3-like. Lineage: Eukaryota; Metazoa; Chordata; Actinopteri; Siluriformes; Clariidae. The record is from RefSeq and is a predicted model, not a curated record. Bases 77 to 1282 code for a protein of 401 amino acids. The transcript has 3 exons.
GACUUAAGAGUCCAUAAAAGAGCUAUAUAAGCCUGAACCAUUAGGAUGAUCUGCACACAGGGGACAGAUCACAAAGAUGAAGCUGUUUGCUGUCAUCACCCUUCUUCAGCUGGGGGCUUUCUGUGCGCUUGCCACUGAACCACAGCUCAACUUAAAAGAAAUAGUAGAAAAAAGUGGAAAUACUAAGAAAACAUCUCUUUUGAACCCGCUCCUAGAGGGUAAAGUCCCACCUCUAACAAAGAAUGAUCCAAUUGAUGGCCCACUUACACCUCAAGAGCUUGAGGAACCACUGAGCUUUUCAAAUCUAUUUGGCGAGAAUGUCAAUCUGAACUGGACCAAGUGGGAGGGCUCUCUUCCCCAGGGUGCAGUUGGCAUCUAUAAUGGCUACACAAAGCGUUCUGAUUACAUCUGCAAAUACAACUGUGAAGCAGGUUUUUACACUCCCAGCAAAGGCCCCUACUGUAACUACCCCUAUGGCAACAGAGAAUACCACGCCCCUGAAUUUGAAGUUUUAGUUAACGUUGACAAUUUUGAGUUUGUGGAAUGGAAGGAAGGUUCAUAUGGCUCAUUGCCAAAGCAUCCCAUCAGAACCUGUGGAGGUGUUGGCAUUUUUGUUGGUAAAAAUAAGUAUGGGCUUGGUAAGGUUGUACCCCAGUUUGAAGCCUUCUUCCUGCCAUGGGAGGGUGACGAGUACUGGUACAAGAAAUAUGAAGUUCUGACCAUCAACCGUGAUGUCUACACCCAACAUAUCUCCCAUGUUGAAUAUGGUAUUGAUGAAGUUGAGCUUUUCCACUAUCCACCAGAGACCAUGAGGAUCUCUAGUGUCACCAACAAUGACUGCCAGACAGUAACCAAGACAGUGACCAUCUCCAAGACGACGGAGGUGGAAAGCACAUGGAACAUUGGCCGCACCACCAUGCUUGGUGUCACAGCAGGCAUCACUGCAAAGAUCCCUCUGAUUGGGAGUGGUGGAGUGGAAUUUACUGCAGAAAAGUCCUUCCAGUUCAACCGUGGCACUACCCUAACAGAAGCUCUUAGUCAUGAAGUGUCAGUUCAGCUUACGGUGCCACCCAAUCACUCUUGCACUGCACGCAUGGAGGGUCGUAAGAUGACUGCUGACAUCCCCUUCAAAGCAAAGCUCAGUCGAACAUAUGCCAAUGGAGAGACCCAGUGGACUUCCAUCAAUGGUGUCUAUGAUGGCAUACAGAUAGGAGAGGUCAGAGCAGUGGUGGACCGCUGUGAGCCUAUUCCAGAUGCUAAGCCAUGUCCAUCAGCUGCGUAGUAUAAUGAAUAAUUACAUAAGCCAGUAAGCAUUAACUAUCUGGCAAAAUGUUAUUGUAAUUAUUAUAUAAAUGGUAAAUUGUUUAUGACUAGAAUUACUGGAACAGUUGUGUUUUUUUUGUAAUAACACGUAAUAAAUUUGUGACUUAACACUCUGAUAAGAACCCUUCUUGAAGUGUUUAAAA